Molecule: messenger RNA, 669 nt
Organism: Eruca vesicaria subsp. sativa (arugula)
Lineage: Eukaryota; Viridiplantae; Streptophyta; Magnoliopsida; Brassicales; Brassicaceae
Source: the annotation of a GenBank genome assembly
AUGACUGGUGCCAACACAGUUUCUGGUGAUGAACAUGGUGACAUUGUUGUGAGCAAAGUCAAAGCACCAAACAUGUUCGAACGUGCCAAAGAGGAGUUCGAGGCUGUUAUUGGGGUGAUUCAUCAACACAAGAGUUCUAGAGACGAAUCUGAUAAAAUGGAAUUCAAAUCUGAGAAACCAGAAGAUGCAAAUAAAAAACAGAAUAUGAUAAGAAAGGCCAAGGAAGAAAUCAAAUCUCUAUUCCAUUCCAAGGAGAAACCUCAUCAUCACAAAGAAACUCAUGCAAGGAAUGAUGAUAUCGACGAGAACACGCAUGUGGAUGAAGUGAAGGCUCCCAAUGUUUUCGAAAGAGCCAAGGAAGAGAUCGAGGCUGUCAUCGACACCAUUCAUCCAAAGAAGAAUGAGAUUGACGGUUCUGAUUCUCCUAAGAGUUCUAGGUCUGCCACACCGGAGAAGGAAAGAGCUGGAUUCGGUUGUUCUAUUGGAAAGUGGCUUGAAAAGAUUUGUGCUCCUUGGGGUGAUAACAAAAAAGAUUGAGUUAUUAAAAUGAUUUGAUUAUCAUCAUCAUGAACUUGUUUGCUAACUGUCGUGGUUGAGUCUCAUUGAUUUUAUUGAUUUGUAGGUAGUUAAUUGCUACCUUAAGAGACUAAUAAUCUCGUUGUGUAUUCA